AACAACAUGAUGGACCUGUUUGAGACCAACUCUUAUUUUUUCAAUGAUUUACGUUAUCUUGAGGGGGACCAUGGGACCUUGGAUAUGCCUGGAGUGUCUCCGCUCUAUGAGGGGAACGACAGCCCUCUUUCCCCGGGACAGGAUCCAGUACCAUCCGAAACAGGGUGUGAGAGCAGCGGGGAGGAACACGUCCUUGCACCGCCGGGACUUCAGCCACACUGCGAGGGCCAGUGUCUCAUGUGGGCUUGCAAAAUCUGCAAAAGAAAGUCGGCACCGACGGACAGGCGAAAAGCUGCCACUCUGAGAGAGAGAAGGAGGCUCAAAAAGAUCAACGAGGCAUUUGACGCGUUAAAGAAAAAGACGGUGCCCAAUCCGAAUCAGAGGCUACCCAAAGUGGAGAUUUUACGCAGUGCAAUCAACUACAUCGAGAAACUACAGGACCUGUUGCAUUCGCUGGACGAGCAAGAUCAGAACUCUGACAGUGACCCUUACACAUAUACUGCCAAAGACAACCAUGUGGCUACGAGUGAGUAUCACUGGAAAAAUAACUGCCAAAGCUGGCAGAAGAAUCUAGAUCAUUCCAGCUCCCAGAUGGCCAGAAACAGAGAAGGAGCCGCAGUAGAGUCUUCAGCAUCCAGCAGCCUUCGUCGCCUCUCCUCGAUUGUUGACAGUAUUUCCACUGACUAGACGAAAGCAUGCUGUCCCGACCACAUCUCAGAAAAGUGAAGCUCAAACAUCCACCUCACAUUUCCGACUUUUUACUAUUUCCAUGAAUGUUUUACAUGUUAUAGUUGGCAUUUCUACAAUAACUUUCAGUAAUAAAUUAUAAACAAACAUUAAUUAUUUAAUACUAUAAUUUAAUUAUAAUUGAUUUGUUGUUAUAAUAACAGAUCGGUAGAUAAUGUACAUACAAAUAUGAAAAUCAAUAUUUCAUAACAUUUCUAACCAUCUGAAUGUACAUUAAGAUGAUUCUCACGAAAUCUGUUAAGAAAAUGUCCUGGUCAUAUUUAACCACAAAUCAAUACAAUAGGCUAUAUAUUUAUUUAAGCAAUAUCACAUGAGCAAGAGUGCGAUAUGGUCCUACAUCAGCACUGCUGUGAUUCGGCCGCAGGCCGAGUGCUGUAUGUAAUCACAGAAGUGCUGAUUUAGGGCCAUAUAGCACGAUUGUGAGUGUGAUUUUGCUUAUAUACAACAUUGCAAAUAGCAAGUACAUUUUAAAACUGAGUACGGUCACAAAAAAUGCAUUUGUGCAUGGAACUACUUUCUUACGCGACCGAUCAGAAUCUGCCAUUGCUGGUUCAAACCAAAUGAUGCAUCCAAACCCUCAAAAACAUUACUUUAGAACUAGAAUCACGGCUUGGCCUAUUUUUAACAAGUUAUUGGAGAAACAAUGAUGUAUGUACUGUGUGUGUGUGUGUGUGUGUGUGUGUGUGUGUGUGUGUGUGUGUGUGUGUGUGUGAGCGUGUAUUUAUCACUUUGUGGGUACCAAAUGUCCCAAUAAGGAUAGUAAAACCCGAAAUUUUUGACCUUGUGGGGACAUUUUGUCGGACAAUUUGUGUGUGUGUGUGUGUGUGUGUGUGCGCGCGAGCGAGCGAGAGAGAGAGAGAGAGAGAGAGAGAGAGAGAGAGAGACAUGGAUGUGUGUGUGUGUGUGAUCACCUGUCUCUGUUGCCACUCCCAAUCAGAUAUGCUUUGGUGUCAGUCAGCUUUCGGAAGAUAAAGUCAUUUUUGUCAAAUGUCUUCUAUAUUCUCUGUGGAAAAAUAGCCGUCCGAGCGGGGGAAUUCCUCCCUAUUUUGCGGUAGCCGGCAAGGGUCAUUCACUAUACAAACCGCUAUCUCCUCCACCAUUGUUAUGUCCUCUUGGGAUGGGCGGAUCGAUCCUAAAGUAUCGAUACUUCCGAUACAGAUGUUGUAUCAAAAAUAUUUAUCCUCACACAAAAAUAUCGAUUCUAAAAAUACUUUUUUUUUUAAACUAGGGACAUUAUUAUUUAGUUAUCUUGAACAUGAACAAUAAUCAUAGGCUUCAAAGUGAAAUAAAAAGGAUUAGGAUGGGAACUAUUUCUUCUUCCGCUCAUUUUAACAUUCAUCCUGAAAGACACAAGCGCGUUUGCCAUGACACAAGGCUCGUUCAAACAAGAGGGAUCAGUACCUUGUGGUAAUGAUAGAAAAUCAGAGAAACUGUUUCUGGUGUAAAUUCACGCUAAAAUAACAACAUAUCUAAAGGUGAUAUUUCUUAUAAUGAGUUUGUGUGUAAUUGUUGUUAAGUAAUUAAAAAAAAUAUUAACCAUGGUUUUACUAAAGUAAUAUUGUAACCGUGGUUAAUUGUGUGGUAACUAUGGUAUAACUAAAUCCCAUGGUUAAACUAUAGUUACUAUAGUGAAACUGGUUCAUUUUUGUAGGGUAAACAAAACAGAAAUCGAAUAAAUUUAUUUUUAGGCUCACAAAUAAAAAUUAUAAUGACUUGAUUUAUGACUAAAAUAAUAUUUUAAAUUACCCAUUUUAUCCCAAGAAGUCGCAAAACAAUUAAUUUAAUAGAAGUAUUGGUAUACAAAGUGAAGCGUCUGAGUGUUGCUGUAACGUCUCUUGCCCAACCAGUACCGGAACUAACUGUUGUAUAUAUAUAUAUACACACAUAUAUAUAGUAAGUACUACUAAGUGAGUACUACUAUGAUGCAUAAACACUUUACAAACUUAAAUUGCAUAUUGUUUUUGGGGGAUGGGAAUAUUAUUAUGAUUAUAUCUUUUUUUCGGAUUGCAAAUGUGCGAAACUGUCCUGAUAAUAAUGUAAAAAAAAAUUUAUGGCCAUGAAAAUGGGCUUCAUUUCACAUUGGCAAAAUAUAAUUUCAUAUUUGUUUCUUUUGAUUUUGGAGUAAAUAGGACCAGAACAUUUUCUUGACAGGUUUAGGUAAAAUCACCCUUUUAACUUUACACUUGAUGUUUUUUAACUGUUAUCAAAGGAAUAGUUCACCCAAAAAUGCAAAUUCUCUCAUAAUUUACUCGCCCUCAUGCCAUCCCAGAUGUGUAUGACGUUCUUUCUUCUGCAGAACACAAAUUACGAUUUUUAGAAGAAUAUUUCAGCUCUGUAGGUCCAUACAAUGCAAGUGAAUGGUGACCAGAACUCUGAAGCUCAAAAAAGCACAUAAAGGCAGCAUAACAUCAAUCCAGACUCAAGUGGUUUAAUCCAUGUCUCCAGAAAUGAUCUGAUAGGUGUGGGUGAGAAACAGAUAAAUAUUAUUAAAUACAUUUUCACCUUUAACCAGCCUUGACCAGUUGGUGUUGAUAUGUACGAAGAAUACGAAUCGCCAAAGUGGAGUGAAAGUGGAGAUUUAUUUUAAAAAAGGACUUAAAUAUUUAUCUGUUUCUUACAACUAACAUAUCACUUCUAAAGAUAUAGAUAUAACCACAGCUGUCUUAUGGAUUACUUUUAUGCUGAGUUUUUCCCUUUCUGGUCACCAUUAACUUGCAUUUAUG
This is a messenger RNA of Xyrauchen texanus (razorback sucker), 3470 nucleotides long. RefSeq names its product myogenic factor 6. Gene Ontology annotation, biological process: positive regulation of myoblast differentiation; regulation of transcription by RNA polymerase II; muscle organ development. The record is from RefSeq and is a predicted model, not a curated record. The transcript is spliced from 3 exons. Gene Ontology annotation, molecular function: RNA polymerase II cis-regulatory region sequence-specific DNA binding; DNA-binding transcription factor activity, RNA polymerase II-specific; protein dimerization activity. Bases 7 to 687 code for a protein of 226 amino acids. Lineage: Eukaryota; Metazoa; Chordata; Actinopteri; Cypriniformes; Catostomidae.